Prunus avium (sweet cherry) is the source of this 1007-nucleotide messenger RNA. Its product is annotated as tyrosine sulfotransferase-like protein. The record is from RefSeq and is a predicted model, not a curated record. NCBI's taxonomy places the organism in Eukaryota, Viridiplantae, Streptophyta, Magnoliopsida, Rosales, Rosaceae.
GCACAAAGCCAUCAAACCCUCUGCAACUUGAACAGGCAAAGCAAAGCAAUAUCCAUUUCUCGUCUUCACUCGUCAGUCUUCAUUUUCAAUUUUUAUCUCCCACCGGUCACUACUCUGCGUCAUUCUCUCUGACUCGGCGGCAUCACGAAGUCAUUCUCUCUGACUCGGCGGCAUCACGAAACCAGCGGCUUACCAUCGUCUUCUUCUCCUCCAACGACGCAGCGACGCCAUCCUUUCUCCUCCACGCCAUCGUCUUCUUCGCAUUAGUCACCACCAGCAGCCAAUGACACCAUAGUAUUCUUCUCUUCUACUCCACAGUCCAUCGACGCCAUCUCUCUUUACUGCUCCUCGCUGCUUACACGAGUCAACGACUGCAGGAGAGAACCCGAAAGACUACAUCAAUGGCAGGCCAAGCUGCAAAAUCUGUGGCAAAGACAAUUGGAGGGUACCAGUACCCCUGGCGCGAGAAGUUGGCUAAACACAGCUCUGAGCUAUCCAAGGGUGUGUGGGGUUACUGGCAUCUAGGGGCAUGGAAGCCGCCUGGAAUCAGUGCUCGUCAUCGAGCUAAAAUUAGAAGGGAAGUGCUCCUCGCGGGACAGGAUUGGCCAUAUGAUCCAGCAAGGAAAGAAAUGAGAACCAAGAGGAAAGGGCACAAAGUUGACAGGAUAGCUGCAGAGAAACGGGAAAACACUGCCAAGUUGAUGGUGAAGAUGCCACAAAUGUUGCUUGAUUACAAGAAGCGCGUGUGGGAGAAGAGGAUGAAGGAAGAAGAGAAGAACAAAAGCUGAUCUUGUGUGAAAUGCUGCUUUGUUUUGAGUCGUCCUUGUUUUGGUUGAAUGACGUUGGUGUACUUUGCCUGUGUUAAAUGUUUGCAAGAACCACUAGAAGGUAUGUUUGCAUCAUCACUUCAGUAGUGUAUAAGUGCCAACAUUUUGUUGUGUUGGCUAUUGUCUUCUUUUGGUGUAAAAUUUACCCCUUUUUAAUCUUUCUUGCAAUUGUUUCCAGUA